CGCCAAGCCGCCAAGGACUUAGGCAAUGAGGAGCGUCGAAGCGUUUCUUGUUUCAUUGGUUGUUAUCGUAUGUUAGGUGUUAUGUAGCACGGCACUUCUGGCAGACGCUGUAAAUAAGCAAUAGAUUACUUGAUAAUUCCUUGUAUUGCUGAGUGACUUUGAUUACAUAACAUUGUAUCAGAUCUGUGUUGAUACAGUACCAACCUCACCAUAAUGUCAAAAUUGGAAGGCCCGAGCAGUAUGAGUCGCAAGACAAAGGACAAAGAUGCAACACCAGGGGCAGAAGGCGAAGAAGGAGAGGAAGAAUAUUCAGUGGAGAAGGUUCUGGACAGGAGGAUUCGAAAUGGCAGAGUAGAAUACUUGCUCAAGUGGAAAGGCUAUUCCAAAAUAAGUCGCCGCAGUGAGGACUUUGAUCGAGAAAACUGGAAAACCUUCCGCCAUCAGAGACACGCACACCUAGCUGAUGAAGAUAAUACCUGGGAGCCUGAGGAGAAUCUCGAUUGUCCAGACCUGAUUUCAGAGUAUGAGGAGAAUAGAAAGAAGAAGGAAGCGGCAAAGAAGGAUGAACGAAAGCGGAAGCCUGGAACUCCUGUUGAUGACAAGAAACCUGCUGCCAGCAAGAAAAAACAUGUAGAGGAAGAUAAUAAGCCAAGAGGAUUUGACCGUGGGUUGGAACCAGAAAAAAUUAUUGGAGCAACUGACUCAAGCGGAGAACUCAUGUUUCUUAUGAAAUGGAAAGGAACAGAUGAAGCUGACUUGGUACCUGCAAGGCAAGCCAAUGGCCGCUGCCCACAGAUCGUCAUUCAGUUUUAUGAGGAACGACUUACAUGGCACACUUCAAGUCAUGAUGAAGAUGAAGCGACAGCAGGGAAGGAUUCCACUGAAUGAAUGUGACAUCAUUCAUUUACAUUUAACUUGUAACUAGUUUGUUUACUCUUCUGACUCACUUUAGUUAAAAUUUCUAUCUUUACUUUCUUAUAUUCAUAGUAUAUUCUGGGAUGUAGAGCCAUUGCUAGGCAACGACCUCGAAAUAAGGAGCUAUGCAUCAGCUGUUGUUAGGUAAUGGCUACAACAGACAUACCUGCAACAAUAGCUGUUGGAAGUGGUGUUCUCUGUGCAGUCCUUGCUGAGGCUAUAAAACAAGGACCAGCAGCCAUAAGAGAAGAGUCUUGAGAUGAUUAUGAGAAGAGUAGGAAGUUGGUAUGAGAUGGUUGCCAGCCUGGAAGUCAGUCGAGAGUUUCUGUAACUGAGUCCGGGACUUCAGACGAAGGGGGAUGUCAGCCAUUGGAAGCCAUUACCAGAAGACUGGUGAAGACACAGCAGGCUGAAAAGACUUCAAGUUCUCUAGUGAAUUAAAUGCAGUGUGUUUGAAUUAAUGAAACAUAAUUACUUGUAGGCACAGAUCUGUAAGAGUUCAGUAAAUCCGAUUACCAAUCCAAACCCCAUAUAUAGUCACUAAAAUCAUGUGAGAAUAUAUAUAAGUAAGUGCUACUAUUGUGAAACAAAUCGAUCCAUAUGUGUUGACAUAGUUACCUAUUUUGAGCUUCCUUGACUACAGAAAAGUGGUUUUUGGAAUGCUGUCUGUAUAUAUGAAUGGAUAUGCACAUCGCUAGUGCCUGAAGUGGCUGACAUUCAUACUCGGUAUUUUUGAGUUUAUCAUAGGUCACUGCCUGGUAAAUGUGGACAUUCAAAACUCCAAAAGUGUGAACCCUUCAGAUGCCCCUCGCCCAGAACAAAAUGGUGAUUUUCUCAAAGACAGUUCUUAUGAUUUUGAUUUAAUUUUAAUAAUUUAUGGAGACCAUAUCCCUAAAAAAAACUGCAUAUAUGGUACCUUCAGGAAAAGAUUGAUACAUGCACUAGGGGCCUAAACAGGAAGUAGUGAUUUUAUCUAAACCUAAUUUACCAUAAGGGCAGUUGUGUUUGAGAAAGUAUGUGUAGUGUCUUCCCACCAAUUUCUUUUUCCUUUCCCUUACAGUUGUUUCGUGUUUGCCUGUCAGAGUGAUGUACACUAAGCUCUUAAUGUAAAUUUGUGUUACAUGUACAGGGUGCUGCUGUCAUUUGUGGUUUUUAGGAGGAUGAAUUUUCUUGACCAUUAUAUUGUCACGUGUUGGGUGUGUUACACGACAAAUAACUUUACGUGUGUCUCGGAUUUGGCAAAUCUUUAUUGGAUACUCACUGUUACACUCUUUACAAUUGUUAUCACUUAAACUGUAUUCUGCGGUGGCUAUCUUUCAACUGUAUAGUAUGGCGACUAGGUUGCAACUGUGUUGUUGCUGUCUGUAGCUCUCUGUGUUUUGCCUUCCUUCCAUCUGCCACCCCUUCUUCCAGAGUGUUCGCCCUGAGCACUUCCAGGGUCCAGCGGUUGUUGGUCCCAUUGGCUCACAUUCAUUCUUCACUUUUAAUCUUUCUUCGUUCGCCCUUACGGGGGAGGUCGGUACUUCUACCUUACCGGUUCCUUCCAUAUGGGCCGUUUCCUUUCUUCCGCUUUGGAGGGGGUCGACAUCUCCACAGUGUCCAAUUCUUGACAUUUUUGGUGGGACAGGAGAUUCGGUAAUUCGCUUCGCGGCCUCAUCCAGUCAUUUUUCUGUAGGGCUCGAUCCUUGUUCCUCUUGUUACAUUGCGGUUGCGCCCAUUGUGUCUUCCGAGCGUCCAUCCUCUCCAUGUUCCUCAUACCACAUUGUCCCCAGCAUGAACUUUCCCGACGGCAUUAUCCUUACCCCGUGCCACUCUUGCACAGUGGGUCGUUCUAUUUCUAGAAUCUACCAGUUCUCUCUGUGGGUGACACUUUUCCUGGGUAAAGUACUACUUUACAAUGUCUCUCUUGCGUCAUGCCACUGUUGCACGGUGGCUCAUCCCUCUGCAGGCGAUGGCCAAUUGUCUCUUCCGAGCGUCCAUCCUCUCCAUGUUCCUCAUACCACAUUGUCCCCAGCAUGAACUUUCCCGACGGCAUUAUCCUUACCCCGUGCCACUCUUGCACAGUGGGUCGUUCUAUUUCUAGAAUCUACCAGUUCUCUCUGUGGGUGACACUUUUCCUGGGUAAAGUACUACUUUACAAUGUCUCUCUUGCGUCAUGCCACUGUUGCACGGUGGCUCAUCCCUCUGCAGGCGAUGGCCAAUUUCUUCUGGGGUUUACAAUUUCACCGUGUCGAAUCCUUCUCUUUCUGGUGGCGGCGCUCUGCAGCCAGUUUUCGGUCCCUACGCCUUUUCUUCUUCGGUUCUGUGAGCGGCAUUACUUCGGCGUCUACUACGGGUACCUCUUCUUUCUGCGCAGCCUCAGGUUUCCUGCCCGGUGAGGCUGACUUCUUCUCAUCUCGACGUGCCUCCAUGUCUUGGCAGGCCAAUGUUUCAUCAUGGUUGUCGUUCCCCCAUUUGUCUGUCAUGGCAGCCAUCUCUUCUCACCAUGCUUUCAUUUCGGCCUGUCUGUCAUCCUCCAGUUUGGCUAGUAGUUUUUUGUGGCCGGUCUUCAUCUUUUUCAGGAGUUCCAUCAUCUGCUGUGAGUCCAUUCUAGCUCGUGUGGUGUUAUGGCACUCGAUGUGGUGUUAGACCAAUAAUUCUUCCAAAUUCGCUUCAGACUUCAAACUGAGCCAACUUUUGACACCAGUUGUCACGUGUUGGGUGUGUCACGUGACAAAUAACUGUACGUGGGUCUCGAAUUUGGCGAAUCUUUAUUGGAUACUCACUCUUACACUCUUUACAAUUGUUAUCACUUCACCUGUAUUCUGCAGUGGCUGUCUUUCAGCUGUAUAGUAUGGCGACUAGGUUCCAACUGUGUUGUUGCUGUCUGUGGCUCUCGGCUUAUGUAGGUGUUCUGCGGACUCAGUAGAGGACACCCCUCGCCAAGGUUCGAUCUCACGUGUUCGGCAAUCCGUUGCUUUGGGAACGCUGUUUAUACACUGGUAACAUGUUUUGUCUCAUCUGUUGUUACUCAACGGGCCUUCUGUUGUUCAUCUCUGGGGAGACACUCCUUCAUUGAUUCUGCAAUUCAUACGCAACGGCCCGCUGUUAUUGCGUUACUAUGGAAGUAUGUACUCCCAAACAUGUUACAGUAUAUAUUGUCACAUGUCAGUGACUUGACACACGGUUUGGGUUGGUAAUUGGAAUUACUAGGCGCCUAUAACUCAUAACUACAAAUGAUGAUAAUAGUCUAAUGAAUUCACACACUGCAUCACUACAACACACAUUAAGUCUUUUCAGUUUGUCUUCACUAGCUGUUGCUAGGUUACAGAUGCCAACUGUGUAGAUUCCUCAGCUUCUGCGUUCACUUCCAUACUGGCUGGUGACUGUUUCAGAGUUAACCAAUUGUCCAGCUUUCGAGCUGUGACUCUCAACUCAUGACAAACUCAUCUCAUCAGUCUGCUAUUUAGCCUCGGCACUUAAAGCAUAAAGAACACUGUUUCCAUCAAUGUCACUUAUUGUUGCAUGUAUAUCCAUUAUUAUGGAAAUAUGUCUACCUAACCAUUGCCUUGCAGCAGACCAUGUAAUCACGUCACAAUAUUAAAAGAAACAAACCAGUGAAAUUAAGAUUAACUCAAGUUUCUGUCAAUAAAUUUACAGUUUCAUUUUUUUUUUGUUGUGUGUCAUAUGUACCUGAUAUUGUAACUUGUCUCGGCCCAUGCCAGCCUUGAUGCUUCCUACAGUUACUGCUUCAGCAGCUAACUCUCCAGUACACCCUUGCGCCACACUUUGGGCAGCUUCACGAGAGAAAGUGAGUGAUUCAGAUAUGGUAAUUUUGGAGGUCAACCCGAAGGUACAUUACUAUGUUCACAAAAGCUGGUUCAUAUUCUGAACCAAAUGAAUCCAAUCCACAUUGUAUCCUCUAAUGAUUCAUUUGAGUAUUCUACCAUCUUGUUCUAAGUUUCCUAAAUCAGUGUUUCUCAGCCGCUGGGCCACGGCCUGGUAUCGGGACCUCCUUUUAUAGAAAAAAGAAUUUACUGGGCCAUGGUCUGACAAAAGUUGAGAACCGCUGUCCUGAAUGACUCCAUAUCCUAGGUUUUCUGACAUAUUUUAUGUACCUUUAUAAACUUACCUAUGAGUGCUUACCCAUCUUCAUCAAUUUUAUGUGGUGAAGAGCACAAACCAUAAAGCUCCUAUUUAGUAUGAGUGAAAAAGAAUUAUAAUCAACAUUGUUUGUAUAUCUUUGACAGUGACAACAGUGGUACGUCUGUUAUGUGACAUUUGUUAUGUUAUUCAAAAUAUCAUAAAAUGAUGUAACAAAACGUUUUUACUGUGGGGAGAAUUCUUGCAGAUCCAUAGUAUAUCUAAUCUGAAGCAAGGUAAAAAACUUUGUUUACUGCGCCCAGAAAACAUUAAGGAAAAAGAUCUUUAUUUUCCCAUUAAAUUCUGCUGCUAAGAAUGUGUUACUUAUAUAUUUUAAUUUGAAAGAGAAUGCAAAUAAGGGUUAAGUUGUGUGCUUUUUGUCAUUGAAUUCUCUGUUUCAAAUAACAACCAGAGCAGUGUCCUAUCGUGGUUCAUGCUCAUAUCCCACAGUCUGAAACUGUGUGCCAUAUUGUUUUGACACUCUUAUUUUUAGAAUUCUACCACUUAUUGAAAAAUUGUUGUCUUGGAUAUAACGCCAUCUAGUUCAUUGAAAGUCGGUUGACAUUUCAGAGGAAUAUAUCGCCUCCAUCUUCAGGGUCGAAGAACAAGCCAAGCAAGAGACCCGCAUGAAAACAGGCGACAUGCAUCAUUUUCAAGGCAACAAAGAGGGAUGCUUUGAUGUGGCAUCUGUUCAGAGUUUUCCACCUGCUUUCUUGCUGGUUUCUUGCUUGGCUUAUUCUGUGACCCUGGGGAUGAGAGUGAUAUGUUCCUCUGAAAUGUCGGUUUACUUUCUGCAGGCCGCAUGGCAUAUUGUGGAAGUUGAGUAUUCUUCAUAACCACUGCUGUGAGAAUCUCAGUUCCUAUGUACCCUUGAAUGUUACACAUUAUCAUCAGUAGCGAUUGCCUGUGGCAAUAACAUGCAGAUAAUCUAUACAUUGUUUUAUCGAGUGUUGUGGUUAGGUAGUUCAUAGUCAGGAGAUCCUGGCUGCUCUGCCUCAGAUUUUUGUGGCUUUUAUUUCUGCAUAUUAAAUGUCAUUAAAA
Molecule: messenger RNA, 6078 nt
Organism: Cryptotermes secundus
Lineage: Eukaryota; Metazoa; Arthropoda; Insecta; Blattodea; Kalotermitidae
Product: chromobox protein homolog 1
Exons: 7
Coding region: 214-888 (224 amino acids)
Biological process (GO): chromatin organization; negative regulation of transcription by RNA polymerase II
Cellular component (GO): nucleus; pericentric heterochromatin
Molecular function (GO): chromatin binding
Source: RefSeq, a predicted model, not a curated record